AAAAUGGCUAAUAGAAAGCUAAUGGUGGAGGUCUGUAAUGCGAAGAACUUGAUGCCAAAAGAUGGUCAAGGGACAGCGAGUGCUUACGUGAUCGUUGAUUUUGAUGGCCAACGGAGGCGGACGAAGACGAUUUCCAGAGAUCUGAACCCUCAGUGGGAUGAAAAGAUUGAGUUUCUUGUUCAUGAUGUUGCGUCGAUGGCGACGGACAUUCUUGAGCUGAAUGUUUAUAAUGAUAAUAAGAAGACCGGUAAGAGGAGUACUUUCCUCGGAAAAGUGAAAGUCGCAGGAAGUACGUUUCCAAAGUGUGGAUCGGAGGCGUUGGUUUAUUAUCCUUUGGAGAAGAGGAGCGUUUUCUCGCAGAUUAAAGGUGAAAUCGGGAUUAAGAUUUGUUAUGAAGAUGAAGAACCUCCGCCGGCUCCGGCGGCGGAAGAGCCCAAGGUUGAGGCGGCUGAAACACCGCCUGCAGCGACGGAGGAAAAGCCACCGGAGGACAAGAAACCGGAUGAGGAGACGAAAGGUGAAGAGAAACCAGCGGAGGGAGGAGAGAAGAAAGAGGAGAAGCCACCGGAGGAUCAGAAAAAAGAGGACACUGCAGCGGCGGCUCCUGCUACUCCAUCGGCGGAUGCAGCGGCGGCGGCAGUAGCACCGCCACCUCCUCCUGUGGAGAUUAUUGCGGUGGCUCAGUCGCCUAAGCCGAAACAGAGUGAAGAGAACCUUCAGCUGGCCAGAAAACCGUCAAAUCUGGAUUCCGAUGUGGCUUCUCUUUCCAAACAUCACCGUGGAAACACCACCUUCGAUCUCGUCGAUCGGAUGCCGUUUCUCUACGUUAGGGUUUUGAAGGCCAAACGAGAGACCAAAGAUUCCGACGAUUCAACGGCGUACUACGCAAAGCUGGUGAUCGGAACUUACAGUAUCAACACCAAAGCACAAGGUACAACCAAAGAUUGGGAUCAAGUUUUUGCAUUUGACAAAGAAGGUUUGAAUUCGACCUCUCUAGAAGUUUCUGUUUUCGAUCGGAAAAAGAAGGUUCUAGAAGACGGGAAAGAAGAAGUUUCCGAGAGUUGUUUGGGAACGGUGACGUUUGAUUUGCCGGAAGUACCAAAAAGAGUGCCGCCGGACAGUCCGUUGGCUCCACAAUGGUACACUCUCGAAGGCUCACCGGAGAAUACUCCGGCGACUGACGUUAUGCUUGCCGUUUGGUUAGGGACACAGGCCGACGAGGCAUUUCAGGAGGCAUGGCAGUCGGAUUCCGGCGGGUUGAUUCCGGAGACCCGAGCCAAGGUCUAUCUCUCUCCGAAGCUAUGGUAUUUGAGACUAACGGUCAUCCAGACCCAAGACUUGCAGCUAGGUUUGGGAGCCGAGCCUAGAGUCAAAAACCCUGAGCUGUUUGUUAAAGCUCAGCUUGGGCCACAGCUGUUUAAGACGAACCGUACAAUGGUCGGCUCAUCCAGCACUUCUUCCAAUCCUACGUGGAAUGAAGACCUGGUUUUCGUCGCAGCAGAGCCGUUUGAGCCGUUUUUAGUGAUCACUGUCGAAGAUGCAUCCAAUGGUCAAACUGUUGGGCAUGCUAGGGUGCACGUAGGUAGCAUAGACAAGCGUACAGACGAUCGGUCAACGCUUGGGUCAAGAUGGUUCAAUUUGGUUGGGGAUGAGAAUCGACCGUACGCAGGUAGAAUUCAUGUUGGAGUUUGUUUGGAAGGAGGGUAUCACGUGCUUGACGAGGCAGCUCACGUGACCAGUGACGUCCGGCCAACCGCGAAGCAACUGUCUAAACCGCCAAUCGGGUUGCUCGAAGUCGGUAUUCGUGGGGCCACCAAUUUGCUUCCGGUGAAAACAAAGGACGGUACACGUGGCACAACGGAUUCCUACGUGGUCGCCAAGUACGGCCCGAAAUGGGUCCGCACCCGCACAAUCCUCGAUCGAUUUAAUCCGAGGUGGAACGAGCAGUACACGUGGGACGUAUACGAUCCGUGCACCGUGCUCACGAUUGGUGUGUUCGAUAAUGGGAGGUACAGGGCAGGCGAGGGCGAUAACAAGCCGAGUAAAGACGUUCGGCUGGGGAAGCUUCGUGUGCGACUCUCAACGCUAGACACGAAUCGGGUUUACGUGGGUUCGUAUUCGCUAAUCGUGUUGCUCCCUGGUGGGGCCAAGAAAAUGGGUGAGAUCGAGAUUGCAGUUAGGUUCUCGUGUUCUUCGUGGAUCAGUUUGAUCCAAGCUUACUCGACUCCUAUGCUCCCACGGAUGCACUACGUGCGUCCGUUGGGACCCAUGCAACAGGAUAUGUUGCGGCACAACGCUAUGAAGAUUGUUACGGCAAGGCUGGCUCGAUCAGAACCAGCCUUGGGUCAAGAAGUGGUCCAGUUCAUGCUGGACUCUGACACACACACCUGGAGCAUGAGGAGAAGCAAGUCGAAUUGGUUCCGAAUAGUUGGGUGUUUGUCAAAAGCCGCCACUUUGGCAAGGUGGCUUGACUCGAUUCGCACCUGGGUUCACCCACCAACAACGGUCCUGGUCCAUGUGCUCCUUCUAGCUAUCGUCUUAUGCCCACAUCUAAUCCUGCCCACAAUAUGCUUGUAUGCCUUCUUGAUCGUAGCACUACGAUACCGAUACCGGAUGCGAAUCCCCGUCACAAUGGAUCCACGGCUCUCCCAAGUCGAUUCUGUGGGCCCCGACGAGCUCGACGAGGAGUUUGAUGGGUUUCCAAGUUCAAGAUCACCAGACCAUAUUCGUGUCCGGUAUGACCGGUUACGGGCUCUAGCAGGUCGGGCCCAGACGCUGCUCGGCGAUGUGGCGGCACAGGGAGAGCGGUUAGAAGCGUUGUGCAAUUGGAGAGACCCGAGAGCCACUGGAAUAUUUGUGGUGGUUUGUCUAUUGGCGUCACUGGUGUUCUACGUUGUGCCGUUUAAGGCGUUUCUGUUGGGGUGGGGAUUCUUUUAUAUGCGACACCCGCGGUUCCGGGGAGAUAUGCCGUCACUGCCGAUCAACUUUUUCCGGCGACUUCCACCUCUCUCAGAUCAGAUCCUAUAA
Cynara cardunculus var. scolymus (artichoke) is the source of this 3027-nucleotide messenger RNA. Its product is annotated as protein QUIRKY. The transcript has a single exon. NCBI's taxonomy places the organism in Eukaryota, Viridiplantae, Streptophyta, Magnoliopsida, Asterales, Asteraceae. The record is from RefSeq and is a predicted model, not a curated record. Bases 4 to 3027 code for a protein of 1007 amino acids.